This is a messenger RNA of Durio zibethinus, 564 nucleotides long. RefSeq lists its product as uncharacterized. NCBI's taxonomy places the organism in Eukaryota, Viridiplantae, Streptophyta, Magnoliopsida, Malvales, Malvaceae. The record is from RefSeq and is a predicted model, not a curated record.
AUGGAUUCAGUUGAUAUUCUACUUAUGCAGGCACUGCAUGGUGGUGAUCGUGCACUUCUGUUAGAUUGCUUGUACACCCAAGAUCAGAAGGUUUUUGCAAAUUCAGUCUCUCAAUUAAAUACAUCUAAUGUCCUCAAGCUUUUACAAUCUCUUGUAUCUAUAAUGCAAUCAAGGGGCGCUAUAAUGGCAUGUGCCCUCCCAUGGAUAAAAAGUUUACUUCUUCAACAUGCUAGUGGAAUUAUGCCCCACGAAUCCUCUCUGCUUGCUCUGAACUCUUUAUAUCAGCUUAUUGAAUCUAGAGUCUCAACUUUUGAAUCGGCUCUUCAAAUAUCAAGUUGCUUAGACUUUCUUUAUGCAGGGAUUUGUGUUAUGUUCAAGUCUGUAGCUGGGCGAAGGUUCCUCUCUUUUGACCGAGCAAUUUAUUCCAACCAUCGUUGUAUAAAGUCCCAUGUUCAACUGGGACUACUUAUAACUUGCCAAGUGCCGGUGAAUGCUUGGAUUGAGGUUGCUAGUUACAAAAAUAGGGGACAUUUGCUGCCUAUAAAUUUCUUUAUCAUCACUUGA